GGGUUGAACCCUCUUGGCGGCCAUAUUGAAUAUUCUAUUUGACAGUUGUGGCUCAAGGAAGCUUAACAGAAGAUAACUAUAUGAGUGGAGGAACAAAACUUGUGCUUUUUCCCUCCAGUUAGUGAAGGGCGUUAGUCCAACGUUUUUAAUAUUUUUGUCUCAACCGAGAGAUGGAUGAAGAUGAACGCCGGAGAAAAGUCGAGGCUGGGAGGGCUAAGUUUGCUAGCUUCCGACAGAAGCGGGCGAAAAGCAGCGGUGCGGGGGCGCCGAAAAAGACGCCGAAGAGGAAGGGCCAGGCUGUCUCGCAGGAUGACUGUGCGACGCAAGACCCCCGAAUAGAGUCCACGCUGUCCCUGCUGGCCAAUGGUAACAAGCCGGAUGGGAACUCCCUACACGCGGAGGUGCAGCUGAAGGAUGAGCGUCUCAGCACGGAGCCUCUCCUCUCCUCUGUCAACAAACUGGCAGAUGAGGAGCUGAUUGCCCUCACAAGUAAAGACCAGCUACAGCAGUUGAAGCAGGCUGUGGAAAAGCGCAACGAGAUCAUUGCCAAGCUCAGCGCCAACCUGCAGGAAGCCCGGACUGAUAGAGAUGAGGUCCAGCUGAAGGUGCAGUCACUCACUGGUCAGAUCCAAGCACUGCAGAAACAGCUCCAGCAGACAAGUGUGGACUUUUUUCGCCUUAAAAAUCAGUCCGGAGCAGAAGCUCCUCGCGUUGUACAGCAGGAGCAUGGUUCCCCCAUUGAAGACUUCAGCCUUGCGGAUGUCUCCAUGGAGGAAGGCUUGGGCCUGGACAGCAAGACGGAGACGGAAAACGUCCUGCAUGAGCUGAGAGUCGAGCUGCAAGAGGAAAAGGAGAACAGCCUUCGUAUAUGUGCCGAACUGGAGCAGGAGCGGGAGAAUCACCACCAUGUGCUUUCUUUACUGGAGGAACAAAAGCGAGGCUGGGAGGAGGAGGUCCAGCUUCACCGCACUGAGCUACAGCAGCUCAAAGUGGAGAAGGCGACGCUCAACAGAGAAGUGCUGGAGCUGAGGAGCAGACUUGAGGUGGAGAAGGAAACUGAGGGAAGAGUGGGCAAACAGGAAACCAAAUUCACCCUCCGCCUACAGAGCCUUGAGGAUGAACGACUUAGACAGGAGGAGGAGAUGAGGUGGGUGAAGGAGGAGCACAAAGAGGAGCUGGAGAGACUCAGCCAGCUGUUGGAGGAGCGUGUCAAAGAACUUCAACUCAGAGAGGAAGAGGUCAGGGGACUUAAAGCUUCUAAAGAUCUUCAGAACCAAGCAAAACCUGCGUGCUGCGUUGAGAUGAGCAGCACAGAUGAAACCAAUGUGGACACGAUGAAUGUAUCGGCACCUGCGGACCAUCUGCUGGAGCGCUACUUGUGUUCUUCCUUUGCACAGUCUUCACUGGUUCAUGAAUGUGUCGAGCCUUGUAGUCAGCUGGACAUCUCUACAAGCCAAAGCUUUGAGCUCAAUAGCCAACUGUUUGGCGACCAACCUCUGCUCUCCAUUUCUAAUUGUGCCCCAAAAGAGGGCUCGAAUGUUCACAACAGCUCCCCUCAUCCCUCAUUGACUGACAAUUCUAACGACCUGUGGUUAAACGACUCCACCUCUGGCCCACUGGAGACGAGCGGCGUCUCUGAGCAGCGUUUUGAUGGGAUGGCCCUGGAAGAGCUGCUGAAUCAGCAGUGUGGAGAGCUCCGUCAGGAACUGGCGAUGAAGGACCACCAGUUGAAUGUUCUGAGACAGGAAGUCGUCAAGACGACUGAAGAGCUGGAAGAGGCUCGGAGCAGGUGGGCUCAAGUAACGGAGGAGCUCAUGGAAGGUCUCAGGGAGCUCGAUGAGGAGAAGGAAAGGAGGAGAUUUGCAGAGGAGGAGAUGAGCUCAAAAAAUCUCCAACUGGAAAGCCUUAGGAACAAAUUUCCUAGUGCCUUUUUGGAGGAAAAGGAGUCAGACGUCUCUCUUGAAGCUUUGGCAGAGGUGGAUAAAUGCGGCGGAGAGCUAAAGAAGGAUCAAGAGAGUUUCCAGUCACAUCAAAACCAGCAGGAGAUGCGGGGAGCAUUACUACAGGAGAUUAAACAGGUCGCAGCGGUUACGUCUCAAGAUGACAACCGGCUACGAACGCUGCAGGCCAGUUAUGAUGAUCUCAUACUUGAGCUAGAAGAGACCAAAAGAAGGCAUCAAACCACAUCCGCCCUCCUGGACAAAAGGGCUGGGGAGAUGGACCUAACCGUAGAAGACCUCCAAAUCACACGUACUCGGCUACUAACUGUCCAAACAGAGGCAGAGAGCCUGCAGGAAGAGCUGGAGAAGGGGCAGAGCAGUUUGCAAAUUGCAGAGAAACAGAGGAGUGAACUGGAGGCUGAGAUUUUGUGCCUGAGGCAAAACCUUAGCUGCCUGGAGGACGCCCAGCACCUGCCUGUGGAGGAAAGGGAAAGGCGUUUAGCAAAAGAAGAGGAGAUGGGUGAACAAAUCAAGAAGAUAGAACAGGUGCUCCAGGAGGAACUUAAACAGUUUGAGACCAGGCUUCAAGCUAAGGAUGCUGAGCUGGCCAAAGAGAGGGAGAAAUGGGAAGACGAGAUGCAGGAGAAGGACAAAGAACUUGUGGAUAUAAGGGGAAUACUAGAUGAGCUGAGGAUGGAGAGGGAGGAAGAGGUGAAGGCUCUGCUGGACAGACAGGUCUUGGCUGUGGAGGAGGCUACAGAGAGGCUCAGGGCGUCUCACCAGGAAGAGAUGGACCACCUGAUGGAUAAACAUCAUCAAGAGAUUAUAGAGUUGAACGCUCGAAUGGAGGCUGAGCUACUGGAGCAAAAAGCUGCCUUGGAGCAAGAACAGAAACGCCAGAUCAGCCUUAUUAAAGAGGUGACUGAACGGGAAAAUGAGCGGAUGCUGUCAGAGCUCAAUGUCCAACACACUGAGGAGCUGAGCCUGCUGAAGACGGAAGUCUCCUUAGAGCUGAGGGAGAGUCUAGAGGCUGCACAUCAGGCUGAACUGGAGCAGGCACAGGCCCAGAAGAGACUUGAGCUGGAAGCCUUGCGCUUGAGCCUGACAAACGUCCCCCAGACUCAGGGCUUUUUGAGGGAGAAUUUCACCCACGAGAUGGAACUCCUGCAGGCCCAGCACCAGUUAGACCUGGAGCGAAUGAGAGAGCAGAACCAGGCUCAGCAGGACAGACUGCGAGAGUUGCAUCAGCGGGACAUGGGGGAGUUGCAGCAGCAGUUUGCUGAGGAGAAAGGUUCCAUGGAGGAGAAACAGACCAAAGAGAUACAGACUCUAAGGUCAGACUGGCUAAUUGAAGCCGACAGCACCCAAUCAACGCUCCAGAACAGCCUUACAGAACUUGCCAAAACACACGAAGCCCUCAAAGCAACUAAGGAAGCUUUAAUUGAAGCACAGGAAUCUCUGACCCAAACUCGGACAGAGCUACAGGAGUCAAAGGACCAACUGGAGAGCUUGGAGACCACCAGUCAGGAGCAGAAGCAAAACCUGGAGGAGGAGCUGAAACAGGCCUGGGCCGACAGGGAUGCUGCUGCCCGUUCUCUGGAAGAGUUGGUUUGCAGCCAUAAGGCAUUGCUUCAGGAAAAGGAGCAGCAAGUGCGCCACCUAGAGGACAAAGAGCGGCACCUACAGCAAGAGCAGGUGUUGCGGCUACAGCAGGAGAAAGACCUGCUGAAAAAGAGCUCGGAGCAGGAAGUAGGUCAGUUGUGGACCCAGAUGGAGAGCAUGAGGGCCAAUCGUCAAGAGUUGGGAGAGCUGAAGGAACAGCUGUUGGCUCGCUCAUCCUGCGUCGAUGACAUCGAGUGCCUCAAAGCAGAAUUUAAUGAACAAAAGCGUGAAAUCAAAGAGCAGAACGAGGCCGAGCUGGAGAACCUAAGGAGGUACUUUGAGCAGCGUUUGCGCGUGUCAGAGGAGAGCUACCGAGAAGAAAUUGCUCUGCUCCAGCUGAGACUGGUGGAAGACGCUUUAGAGGAAUCUGUGCUUAAAACCGCAGACAGCAGUUUUGCACCACAAAGUCCAGCUGAUGAGGAAAAAGAUGGCGAGCAAUGUGACACCAGCCUCAAACUGGAGAAACACAAGGAAGUGCUUGACAUUAGUCUACACGCUCACCUGGAAGAGAAGCACACAGUGGAGCUGACUGAGCUGCAAUCAUCCUUUAAGGAAGAACUGCAGCAGGUGCGUUCUGACCUGACAGACCUCUACUAUGGUGAGCUGCAGGAGAUGAAAACCCGUCAUUCUUUGGAGCAGGAGCAACUUCGGGCCAAGCUAUCAGAUCGUCACUUGCAAGAGCUGACUCGCAUCCAGUUGGAGGCUGCACGACAAAUCGAGGCGGAGGUUGAACAGAGGUUAUGGUGUCACACUGAGGAGCUGCACACCAAGAUGACCCUCAUUCAUACCCUGGAUAACACAGUACUCAACAUGGACAAACAACACAAUGCGGAGCUGCAAAAAUUGAAACAGGAGCUUGACAAAGAGCGCGCUCGCCACAAGGAUGUACUGAUGCAAGAGAGGGAACAUGCGCAGGAGGAAAUAAGGAGCAUAAGAGAUGAGCUCCAAGAGAAGCAUGAAGCCUUGAGGAUUAACCUCAUAAGACAGAUGGAGGGGGAGAAGGCACUCUUGGAGGAGAAGAACAAGCUCAACUCCAUCCAGCCAGCACUCGACAACAGCCAGAAUCUACAGGCCCUCAAAGCCAAGCAUGAUGUGGAGCUCCAACGUGAGAAGAACAGCAUGGCCAAGGAGAUGAAAGAGCUCGCUGUUUUGCUCCAGCAGCAAGCUGAGGAGCGGCUUAAACAAGCCCAAGAGAGAUUUGAAGAGGAAAAGGCUAUUUUGGAGCAGUGUUUCUCCCAGAAAAUUGAAAUCUCUCUGGCGGAGCUGAGGAGCAAACAUCAAACUGAGCUGGAACACGAGAGAGCGGCCCUACUGAGCAAACACUCCCAAGAAAUGGACUCCCUUAACGUCAAACACAAAGCACAUCUGGACUCUCUCGGUGCCAGUCACAGAGAUCAACUCGUCGCCAUGAAUGGAGAGCUCCAGUCCAAGCACAAUGACCAGCUUGUUGCCUUGGAAGCGGCCCUCAAUUCCAAACGCAAGGAAGACCUCCGCGGCCUGGAGGCGAUGUUCCGAGAAACCAGCCAGGCCCAGCUUGAGGCUCAAGAAGCUGAGUUGGCACGGAAACACCAGGAGGAGAAGGAUGAAAUUGAAAAGAGGAUGCUUGCUAAUAUGGACACCUUGGAGACCACGUACUUGAAGGAAGUACAAAUGCUGCGUGAUGAGAUGGUGCGGCUCGAGCAGAGGCACCACCAAGCUCUUACCAGUCAACAAGUGGCGAUGGAGUGUCACGUUGCAGAGCAGGAGGCCAACAGAGAGGAGCUGAGGAAGGAGCUCGCUCAGAUGCACAUGGACAAGUUUAGGGCCAUGGCUGCUGAGCUCAGCCUCGUGCACCAGGCUGAACUGUCUGCUGAAAAAGAGACACUGGAUGCUGAACACUGCAAAGCUCUGGGUGAACUUAAAGCACAGGUUCUAGAGCUGGAGCAGCAGCACAGCGCUGCUCUUCAUGAGCUUACGCAGACGUACACCACUGAGAAAGAACAACUCUCCCAACAGCACCAACUCCAGCUACAGGAGCUGAAGAACAUCUCAGCCCGGGAAUUGGAGGCAUGUCGCAGGGAGCUUGAAGAGGCGUCGUCAAGGCAACGGCAGCAUUUCCUGGAGGAGGCGGAGCUCCUCAAAGUCCAAUCAGAGGAGAGGCUGCAGGACAGGAUUAAUCAGAUGAAGGCUGAUUUCCAGCAGCAGAAAGAGGCGGAGCUUGAGGGCCUGAGGCGGUCCUUCACAUCUGAACACGAAGAGAAGGAGCGCAUCUACACAAGCAAAAUGAGCCAGCUCACUGCCCAACUGCAGCAACUAGACGCUGUAGUUGCCCAGUUGCGAGCGGAGGUUGGCUGCCUGCAGGGAGAGCUAGAGGGGAAGCGUGCAGAGAUGGAGUCCCUGGACGCCCACCUCCAAAGACGGGAGCGUGAGAGCCAAGAGGGAGGGAACCUUCUAAAAUUGCUCACCGAUGACCUGCAGACUGCUAAAGAAGAGAGACACAAAUUGAACCAGGCCAAUGACAAGCUGAAGAAGGUCCUAAUGGAGAUGCUUCGCAGCACUAUUGCGACUGAAGAGCUGAUUGGUCAGAAGCUCAGCACCAGACCUAACACGUCUGCACAAUCUGUCCAUCAGAGGAGCUCAACAGGGUGUAAGGAGGCACAAGAACCAGGUGUGUUCACGCUUAAGUCUUCAAUUGGCCCAACAUGUGGACUUGACAGCAUAUACACUGUGGGAAUUCUCAUCACAGAUAUGACUUCCGAGGACUUGGAGCUGACUGACGCGCUCUGUGAGAGUCUACUGGUCUCGGACUCACAGAUCAACCCCGGAGGAGAAGAGGCGGCUCUAAUCGCAUGCAGUCGACUGCGCCACACAGUGGAUGCCCUCCUCGAGCUGCUCAAUCGGGCCAACACACAGCUGGAGCAGACUCAUAACAUCCACUUAUCUCUGGAGGAAAGGUUCCAUCAAGGCCAAGAGGACUCGGCUCAACUCGUUGAACAGCACAAGCUCCUGUUGGUGCAGAUUGAGCAGGAGGUGAAGUUAAAGAGUCAGCUGGAGCUGGAACUUCACAAGGCUGAAGGGCUCUUGGAGGGCUACGUGGCUGAAAAGGAAGCUCUUGAGGAGGCCCUGCUGCAGAAGGAGGCGCAAGAGGAGAGAUUAGUGGAGGAGCUGGAGGACCUCAGGAGGAAGGCGCACCAGAUGGAGGGCUUCGGCGCCGAGCUGAACAUCAUGAGAGCGAAACACCAGGAGCUCAGCGAGGAGCAUGCCAUGCUCUUACGCCAGAAGGAGCAUCUCUCCGCCGACCUCGGGGAGAGGGAAAAAGCUCUGCUGGCAGAGACGGAGCGUUUGACCCAAGACAGACUGGACUUGCAGCGGCAGGCCGAGAAGGACCACGGCUCUCUGUCUCAGCGCCUCAGGAACCUGGAGAGAGAGCUAGAGGAACAGGAGACCAAGGGCCUGGAGAUAGAGCUGCACCACAAGGCCCACACUGAAGACCUCAGCCAGCAAGUGCAAGCGCUGGAGAAACAGCUCAAACACAAUCGGCAGUUUAUUGAGGAGCAAGCUGUUGAGCGUGAGCAUGAAAGAGAUGAAUUCCAGCAGGAGAUUCGACAGCUGGAGAGUCAGCUCAGGCAGACGGCCGGAGGAGAGGUCAAAGUGCACAGGUUUGAGGACUUGGUUCUGCAGGUGGAGAAUCUACAAGCCAUUAUCAAAGACAAGAUGGAGGACCACGCCUCCUCAGUGGCGGCCAAUCAGCAGGCACAGCGAGAACUUGUUGAGCGCAACGAGGAGAUAGACAAGCUAGCCGGGCGUAUCCGAGAGCUGGAGCAAGCACUGCUCAAUAGCACUGAGUGCAACGUAUCCGUCGGUCAGCUUGAACAAGAGCUCCACCGGGCAAAGCUGAGGGAAGAGGCGCUCACACAAGAUAAGCAGGCACUAGAGCAGCAGCAGUUGUCCAACAGGCUUCAAAUAUCAGCGUUGCAGUCCAAACUGGAUGAGACGAGGCACUGUUAUCACGAUAACACACGUGAACCCACCCAAGAGCUUAGGGAUGCUCUGGACACUGCACAGCAAAGCCUACAGAGCAAGGAACAGGAGGUGGAACUCUUACUGAGCCAACUGGACAAUGUGCAGAGAGACUUGAGCAUUAAGGAAGUCGAGUUGAAACACCUGACGCUACAGUUGGAGCGGCUCAUCAGUGAGAAUGCUGCCCGUGUUCAUGAGCUUCAGGAGCAGAUUGAGGCCCUCAAGGACAAGGUGUGCACUCUUACCAUACUGGUGGAGGAAAAAGAGGCACAAAGAAAGAUGGAAGACCUUGUGGAGGAAAGCCUCCCGUCCGCUUUACUGGAGGAGAAAAACCAGGAGAUUGACCACCUCAGCAAUGAGAUCCAAAGGCUGGAACAGGAGCUGGAGAACACCAGGGACAACAAGGAGUUGGAGGCUGACCUUCACGAUUUGAGCUCACAAGUGGAGCAUCUUCAGUCGGAAAUCACACGGUUGCGCCAGGACAAACGAGAAGAGGAGGAACGCCUUCAUGAGGUCAUCAGCACACUACAGGCAGAGCUCUCUACACUCGGUGCCAACGUGCACGAAGUCAGUGACUCUCAGGAUGGCGACAGCAUCAAUCCCUCGCCCGCACCCAGCCCGGAACCUCGCCACUUCGCCCUCCAGGAGUCCGAGAGGCGAGGCAAGCCCAACAGCCUGAAGCAAGAGCUCAGUCUGACCUCCUCUCAGUCAGUUCGAUCACGCCUCAAAGUCCUUCAGAGUCAGCUGGAGAUGCUGGCGGUGGAGAAAGAGAGCUUGGAGCGUUUGCUGCACACCCAGGAAGAGGAGUACAGAGGACAUGGGGAGGAGUUGGGGCGGAGGCUCUCAGCUGAGAGGGAGAAGGCCGAUGAGCUCAAAGCGCUUCUCACUCUCAAAGAGGCUGAGCUUGUAGAACUCAAAGCUCAACUAGAAGACGCAAAGGAAGAGCAAAAAAUAUCUGAGGAUGAGAGGAACAAUUUCAGACUACACGUCCAGCAGGUGCAAGAAGAGAGAGUGCACCUCAGCGCGCUGGUUACUGAACUUCAAGAGAGGGAACAAAACACAGUCAAAGAGGUUGAAGUUUUAAAAACAAAAGGGCAAGAGUCAAAAAGUGAAAUAACGGCGCUCCGAGAAAGCAACCUCAUGCUGGAGGCACAAGUCCAGAGGCUACAAGCCAAGAUCUUGGACAGGGCAGAAGCUCUUGCCAAGGAGAGGGAAAGGACGGAAACACUUGUGACCGUGAAGGCUGAGCUGUCAGCAGAACGUGAAGUGCUCAGGAGGAGGGAGGAGCAUCUCCAGGAGGAAGUUGAAAAGUUGAGACAGGAAGUUGCUUCCCUGCUGGGCCACAUUGAUGACCUGACGAUGCAGCUCCAGGAGAGGGAAUCGAGUCAAGAAGAUGCUCAAAAGGACUUUUUGACUAAUGCAGAGGAGACGUUGGCUAAAGCGGAUGCUGCCUUAAGACUGAGAGAGACCGAGCUGGCUAGACUGGGGGUGGAGCAUCAGGCCCUGAGAGCAGAGUUGACCGUAGUCAAACAAGACUUGAACAGCAGCACCCAAAGAGCUGAAAAACUACAUGAGGAACUACAGAGUAAAGAAAGGGCUCUAGCCAAUUUGGAGAAUGACAACCACCUCUUGAAAGCAGAGCUUCUACAUCUGCAGGACCUGGCCCUGCAGGAGGAGACACGACACCAUCUGCAAGGACUGCAAAUCGGACAACACAGUCGCCAGCUAGACACGCUUACUCACCAUAAGGGAUGUUCACCCAGGGAUAUUUCACAGAGAACGUUCAAGGAUGCUGUGAGCCUCUACCAUGACAAGUCCUCUCUGAGCUCUCCGGAGGUGCUGCGUCAUCUGGAACGCUCCGAAGACUUACUCCAAGAAGAGUUCCACGCUUCGGUUCUGUGCUCUCAUGUGUCAGAGUUGAGCGCACUCACUACCACAGACCUGGAACACCUGCGGGGUAACAAGUCACCUGAGGUCACUAUGGAGCCGCCUCUAUCCAGGACAAUCACCCCUGACCCGGCUACGCAGAGCACCCACUCCCCUCGGUCUCUGUCCGUCUCUGAUAACUUCUCCAUGGUGGACUCGGUGUGUAAUUUGGAAGGACUCGACCUAACGGCUCCACCGUCACCACUUGGCUCCACCUCCUCCAUAUCUGCACCAGAGUGGGCCAGUGACGGCUACGGCAGCAAUGUGAGCUCUGAACUGGGUGCCAGGCUGAGAGUGGAGCUAGACCAGACCGAGAGGCUGGACGCUCAGUUUGUGGAGUAUCUGCGCUGUAGAGGCAUGAACCCCACUGCGAACACUGACAGUGCUGCAGGCAGCAUGAGUUACAGUGAUGACCUGCUGUCUCCAGAGCUUCAGGCGCUGUUGAGGAAAGUGUACCAGGAAAGCUGCAGAAUACUCACCCUGUCCCACCGACGUGCCCCGCAAUGCGUCCAGGAAUUAAACGCAAUCUCACAGCUUCGUGAGGACGAGUGCCCAACUUUACUGAACCAGGGGGACAAGUCCUCCUCAGAUCCCCCCAUGAGCUGGCAGCAGGAGAAGAGGGCACUGCAGGAGACGGUGGUCGCACUGCGGGAGCUGCUAUGUAGGAUGGCGCAGAGACGCACACACGCUGACCUCAGAAGCGAUGGUGACAGAGAGCAGCUCCAGAGUGAAUCCCAAACCAGAGCAGAGCUGCUGGAGAGCCAGAAACUGCUCAAAUGUGCACACGAGACUCAGCAGGAGCAAAAGAACAAAAUACUGUCGCUCAGGUUGACUAUAGAAGAGUGUGAGGAGGCAUUGAGCCAAGAGCAGACUCGAGUCCAGGAUCUUAAGCAGCAGUUGGAGCAGGAACGAGCUCUCUGUGUGCGGCAAGAGAGAGAAGUGGAGCACAAGUUAGAGGUUAUGCGAAUGUCUUCUGAACAGCAGAGGUCAGAGUUGAUGGCCCUCACUGGCCAGGUGGAGCAGGAAAGGGUUGCAUGUAGCAACCUGAGACGAGAGCUCCAGAUAGAACAGUCCCGCAGCGUUCUACUGGAGAACCGUCUGGACGAUUCCCAGAAGAAACUUGAAGACGAACGCCAGCACUCCGCCGAGCAACACAAGCUUCACAUGCAGGACAAGACUCACGUUGAGCGCAUGUUAAUGGAAUCAGAGUCCUGUCUGUCCGAUGUCCGCUCAAAGCUGGCUGACGCCCACCGGAUGCUGGAUGAAGAGCGAGACCGCUGCUGCAAACAGUUGGACAUCAGCCGCAGGCAUGAAGAAGAUGCGGCUAGGGGCGAGAAGUUCAUAUCCGACCUGCGCUUCCAGCUGGGGCAGGAGCGAAGGCAAGUGGAGGAGAUGGCAGGCAUGGUGGAAAAGCUUAGGGCGGACCUUCUGCAGAGCAGGAGGCAAUGGGAACAAGACAAGAGCAGAGAGGAGAUGUAUAGGGAGGAGGCCGCCACCCGGCAUCUCUUAGCUGCGGAGGCCUUGACGGAGCAGAAAAAGGAGGUCAGCCGCGCUUUGGAUGCAGAGCGAGAACGGUCGAGGCGCCAGGCGGAUGAGCUUGCCGAGCUGAAGGACAAGGAGCGACAAAAAGAGGAGGCAUGGGAGAGGGAGAGGAAGAAGAUCUGGCAGGAGCAAAUGGAUCGGGAGAGACGACAGGAAAGGACCAACACCAAACUGCGCGACUUGGAGUUGUUGAGGCAGCAGGACAGGCAGCGCUUGGACGAGCUGCAGGGCACUCUGACGGAGCUCCAAAGGGAGGAAAAGGAGAUGGCUGCUCAGAGGAUGUCUGGACUAAGUGGCGAAUGCCACCAGACUGACAACGCCAAUGUUGGGGGCUCCCGACAAAGCCAGCAGAGCCCGUCCAUUGCACCGUCCAGGCUACUGGAGAGGACAAUGAGCGAGAACUCUGAGCUAACGCACCGCGUGACAUCGCUCAUUCAGGAGAGAACCGCCCUCAAGCACAAACUCUCCUACAUGGAGCAUCAGCUGCGCCGCGCCGAGAACGAACUCACCAAUGUCGCCACGGAGAGCGAAAACAUACCCAUUAGCGACAUGGCCCACCACAACAAGGUGCAGCGUUUGUACGAGCGCUACCUGCGUGCGGAGAGCUUCCGGAAAGCUCUGGUGUAUCAGAAACGUUACCUGCUGCUCCUGCUGGGAGGAUUCCAGGACUGUGAGCAGGCCACUUUGUGCCUGAUCGCCAACAUGGGGGCACGGCCCUCACCCUUGCCUUCAUUACGAAGACCCGUUGGAAGAUUUAGGGCUGCGGUGCGAGUGGUCAUCGCUAUCUCGAGAAUGAAGUUUUUGACCAGGAAAUUCCAGAAAGCCGUCAGAAGAUUAUCUGUGUGGGGUACUGUUAAUGGACAUGCCUCAGGCUCGAAAGUAGAGGUUUUACGUCAAAAGCAGCAGCCACGCUUGAAUUCAGACUCGCCACCAAACAGAGAUACGGUGUCUGCUCUUGUACCACCCAGCAAAUCACCUUUCAGGCUGUGCAACAGGUCCUACUCCAGCUCAACCCUAACCUCGGGCGCAACGUCUCAGGAUCCAGAAAGAUCCCUAACUGAAUACAUCCAUAACUUGGAGAAAGUUCAGCAGCGCUUGGUGGGCUCCAAGCAAGAUGAGGCACAUUUAGUCCCACCUCCAAGAGAGGAAAGGCGGUUACAGGCAGCCUGUUCCCCUGAUAUGAUUGGCUAUCGGCAGCGCUGGCUGCAGGAGAACAGGACGUGGCUGUACCUGAGCUGCUUGUCGCCUCUUUACCUGCAUGGCCCAGGUUCUUCUGUUCCCCAAGACCACAAGUCGGAUCACUAAAACCACCAAUUUUAUCUAUGCCUUACAUCCAUGUAAUUAAUUGUAUUGCAUGGAUUUUUUAUGACUUGUACAUAAAUUGUUUUAUUUGUUCUUAUAUGUACCUCCAAUGUUAUGAAGGCCAAAAUGUUUUUGCCAUCAUUUUUAAAUAGUGUUGUAUUUUUCUACUAAUGUUUUACACCACUAUGUGCUAUGUCAUAUAUGGUUUUGCACUGGAAAAAUCCUCCUGGAUCAUCAGCAUAGCUGUGUGUACAUUGUUCCGGCCAUUUAUUUUUUUUGUAUCUUUAGUGUUUCUACUGCUAAGAUAAUAAAUACUUGAAAUGUGAUGACAGCACUGACUCGUUUUUGUUUU
This is a messenger RNA of Doryrhamphus excisus (bluestripe pipefish), 12723 nucleotides long. NCBI's taxonomy places the organism in Eukaryota, Metazoa, Chordata, Actinopteri, Syngnathiformes, Syngnathidae. The record is from RefSeq and is a predicted model, not a curated record.